CGCCAAAGCCUCAAAACGGUGAGUUGAACCGCCCCAGUAGACGACUCCCAAAAUCCCCAAAUUGUCAAAUUAGGGUUUCUUUCUUCAGUUUCAAAAUUCCAAUCCGAAGGCCAACAACAAACAAUGGUGUGCGAAAAGUGCGAGAAGAAGCUUGCGAAGGUUAUAGUGCCGGACAAGUGGAAGGAGGGUGCCAGUAACACCACCGAAGGCGGCGGCCGGAAAAUCAACGAGAAUAAGCUUUUAUCCAAGAAGAAAAGGUGGAGUCCGUAUGGAACUACUGGAAAUACCAAGUGCAUUAUUUGCAAGCAGCAAGUACACCAAGAAGGAAAAUACUGUCACACCUGUGCUUACUCAAAAGGAGUUUGUGCAAUGUGCGGUAAACAAGUACUCGACACCAAGGUUUAUAAACAAAGCAAUGUAUAAUACAAACAAUAUGUUGGUUGACUCUGUAUGCACCAUGAUUCAUAGCCGAGUUGUCUAUUUGAUAUGGCACUGGCAUAUGUUAUUCAGAAUUUAAUGUAACCAUCAGUUAUGACA
Molecule: messenger RNA, 537 nt
Organism: Argentina anserina (silverweed cinquefoil)
Lineage: Eukaryota; Viridiplantae; Streptophyta; Magnoliopsida; Rosales; Rosaceae
Exons: 4
Coding region: 124-423 (99 amino acids)
Biological process (GO): cytoplasmic microtubule organization
Molecular function (GO): microtubule binding
Source: RefSeq, a predicted model, not a curated record